Messenger RNA from Lactuca sativa (garden lettuce), 2124 nucleotides. The record is from RefSeq and is a predicted model, not a curated record. Lineage: Eukaryota; Viridiplantae; Streptophyta; Magnoliopsida; Asterales; Asteraceae.
AUGAUGAGGCACGGGAUUGGACGUGAGCUGAUUGAGCAAAAGGUCACGUUCAUGAACAGACUACGAUCAAAGUGGAAGGCAGUGGUGUCAAUUGUUAAAGCACAUGAACAGUUCAAUAACUAUACUCUUGCAAGACUUGUGGGAAUUCUGAAGGCGCAAGAGAGUGAAGUAAUUAAAGAAGCAAAGGUGGUGUUUGGGAUGGGGUCUUUUGCCUUAGUUGCGAAAGGAAAGACUGUUGCUGAUGACGUAUCUGAUUUAGAUCAUUUUGAGUACGAGCUCUCAAACGAAGAUUUUGCUUUAAUGGGAAGCUAUAACUCAAAGAAAGUGAAAGAGGAGAACAAAAGUGGAUCUCAUAAAGAGGAAGAGAAGAAGGAGAAAAAGGUAGUUGAUGACUCAGGAUACGAUUGCAAUUAUUUUCAUGGUAAAAACCAUCUUGCAAAGGAGUGUAUGUUGCGAAGGAAGAAUGAGAAGAAUGAAGGAGAGGAUGAGGAGGCCUAUCACAUGCAAAAGCUGGAAGAGAUUAAGAAGAAGAAAUCUAGUGAUAAUUAUAUGCCUGCUUUUGUUGUACAGGAAAACUUGGCUCAAGGUGAGUUCGGAGGAGUGGAAGUCUGGUCAACAGACUCAGAGGAUGAAGAAGUACGCAAGCCCACACAUGGAAGGGUGUUUGUUGCGAAAGAACAUAAUUCACAAUGCUCAAGAAGAUGGUUGAUGGUGACUGAAGGCGGAUCGCAGAUGAAGGAGAAUGCAAGUGGGAGUGGAAGGAGCGAAGAUAGCUGCUUCGCGGCAAGGCCUGUUCCAGAACAGAUCAACGAAUGUGAACAUCUAAUCAAUAAGGAAGACGAAAUAGACGCAGACUGCUACAAUUGCGAAUGUAUUGUCUCGUCUGAAGAAACUUCAGAUGCAUACAAAGUCGGACUUGAACGUAUUGAAAAUUACAUUAAGUCCAAGGACCACAAAAACACGUUGAAACAACUUCUGGAUGAAAAUGAUAAAAAGCAGAUCAAAUCUGAUACUGAUAGUGAUAUGAGUGAUAUUUCUGUAGAAGAUGAGGUUGACUGCUCAGAGUUUGUUAAAAUUGAAUCUCAUCCUGCGAAAGCUCUUAUUUCUGAAAUUUUUGUUAAGUUCGCAAGAGUUGUUCAAAACAAACCUGAAAUUUUGAAAGUAAAAGCAACAGUUUUUCCAAAAGUUCAAACAAGACCAAAUCAAGUUUUUAAAGUUAAUGGGGUAACCAAAAAUCAAACCAUCGAGCUAAAGACCAUUGUCGAAGAAGACAACAAAGACGGAUGUGAUGAAUUCUUUUGGUCAGCUCCAAUAGAUAAUGCUGACGAAACUGUUAUUCGUGACGAACAGUUCGACACUAAAUGGUAUAUCGACAGUGGCUGUUCACGUCACAUGACAGGAAGAAAGGAGGAACUACGAGAAUUCAGGGCUCUCAAGGAUGGUGGCAACGUAAAAUACGGGAAUAAUUAUUUUGGCAGAAUAAAAGGCUACGACAUGAUAACGAAUGGGAAAUUCUCUAUUCGUAAAGUGGCUUAUGUAGAAGGCUUGCAGCAUAACCUAAUCAGUGUCUCACGGUUGGGUGUAAGAAUCGGAUUGAAAGUAUCAUUUAAUGACGAAGGAUCAGAAAUCAUUGAAAAGAAAUCCAAGACUGCAUCUUUCACACUUAAACUUCAAAGACAUCAACAAGCUUGUCUUGGUGAUCAUGUACGAGGACUUCCUCUAUUGAAAUUCGACAAGGAUCAUUUGUGUGCAGCCUGUGAGAUGAGAAAGCAAAGUAGAAAAAGUCAUCCAUUUAUUGUGAACACGAAAGUCAUCGAACCUUUGGAACUUCUACACAUCGACCUUUGCAGGCCUUCUUCUAUUGAAAGUGUUGGUGGUAGUAAGUAUAUUCUAGUAAUUGUAGAUGAUUUUUUAUGUUUCACUUGGGUGUUCUUUCUUAGACAGAAAUCUGAAGAAACACCAAAGCUCAAGGACUUUAUUAAGGAAAUCAAACUUCAACUGCGAAAGCUGGUUCGCAACGUUCGUAGCGACAACGAGCUAGAAUUCAAAAACCAAGCGUUUGAAGAAUUUCUUGCUGAAAAGGGAGUCACACACAACUUCUAUGCUCCCUACACUCCACAAUAG